Messenger RNA from Manduca sexta (tobacco hornworm), 1527 nucleotides. Its product is annotated as zinc carboxypeptidase. Gene Ontology annotation, biological process: proteolysis. The record is from RefSeq and is a predicted model, not a curated record. Gene Ontology annotation, molecular function: metallocarboxypeptidase activity; zinc ion binding. The transcript is spliced from 6 exons. The coding region runs from base 39 to 1433 and encodes 464 amino acids. Lineage: Eukaryota; Metazoa; Arthropoda; Insecta; Lepidoptera; Sphingidae.
CACUAAUCAAUCCAUGUAGGGUUAAUGCGGAUGUCAGGAUGAGUAAAUUAAGUUAUUUAAUUUUAUUUAUUGGUGUAGCCACUGUUAGCGGAUUAAGAAGUUACGAUGGCUACAAAGUAUAUCAAAUAGAACCUAAGAAUGAAAAUGAAGUGAAUGUUUUGACUGAAGUUCAAGAUAGUGGAAUCGGAGAGUUUUGGGAAGACUAUUUCGAUGUAGACCACAAAGUGAGGAUCAUGGUGUCAGGUGACAAACAAGGAGUCUUCCUUGGUAAAAUGAAAGAUGCUAACAUCGAAGUUGUGGAGACCAUUUCUGAUGUUGAGAAAGCUGUUCGAAAUCAAAUGAGACCAGCAAUUGCCAGAAACGCUUCAAAUUCAGAACCAUUUUACGGUUUAACAUGGGACAGAUAUCACAACCUUGCAACAAUAAACGCAUGGCUUGAUAGAUUGGUAGCUGCAUAUCCCGACAUCGUAUCCAGUGUUGUUAUGGGAUAUUCUGUUGAGAACAGAGAGAUCAAGGGAAUCAGAAUUAACUACAAACCUAACAGAAAUAAUAAUACAAACUAUAUUGGUAUUCUCGAAGGCACCCUUCAUUCGAGAGAAUGGAUCUGCCCUGCUACAGUGACUUGGAUUAUUAAGGAAUUCUUGACAAGCACCGAUCCAGCUGUUAGGGCGAUGGCUGAGGAUUUGGACUGGCAUAUAUUCCCUGUAGUCAAUCCUGAUGGAUACGAGUACACAUUUAACACGCAUCGUAUGUGGAGGAAGAACCGUAGUCCAGAAAACUUUAAAUCAUGCGCACCAUACGGAGAGCCUGAUGACAUGAGCCAUGGAGUCGACUUGAACAGGAACUUUGAUUUCGCCUGGUUGUCUGUGGGAGCAUCAAACAACUCAUGCUCGAUCACCUACGCCGGGCCGACGGCGUUUUCCGAGCCAGAAUCCCGAGCUAUUGCCCAAUAUGUGCUGAAUUUGAACCAGCAGGGUAGGCUCAUCUACUACCUCGCCUUCCACUCGUACACGCAGCUCAUCGUCAUACCCUACAGCAAUGUAAGGGGCCAUGAAGUUCUCCAAAACAGAAAUUAUGCGGAUAUGUAUGAAAUUGCCAAGAGAGGUGCAGAUGCGGUGUCCAGGAGAUUCGGAACAUCAUACCGAGUUGGAGUAGCGGCAGAUGUAUUGUAUCCGAUGAGUGGAUCCAGCUUUGACUGGGUGAAACUCGUGACCGACAUCCCUGUGUCGUACCUCGUGGAACUCAGGGACAUGGGAGAGUACGGCUUCCUCUUGCCUCCAGAGCAGAUCAUCCCCAACAACUUGGAGAUCAUGGACGGGAUCAUUGAGAUGGACAGAACCACCAGAAUUUUGGGAUACUAUUCUGCUGGAGUUGCUAAUGUUCUUUCUGUAGUUCUGCUUGCAUUCUCUGGUUUGGUUUGUUUAUUAUUUUAACAAACUGUUUCAUAAUCUAUUUUAAUCGUUAUUUCAUAAAAAUAUUGUAAUUCUGUGUUUCAUAAUUAAUUUUUAAUAAAUUAAUUUAAUAUAA